ACACUGGCGAGGGUCCGUCCCCCGCGACAGGCAGUUGGGCCAACACGCCGUCGGUGGUCUGUGCAUGGCAGCUUCGGUGGAUGUGGCGACCUCGCCUCGUCCGUCACGGCCGUCGGACCCGAGUGGGCCGGAAAGGGAGAAGGGAGUUCUGCUGCGGCGCGACGGAAGCCCGGCCACCCUGUCGAUGGAAUCUCUCCAGAUCGUGUUCGACAGAAGAUGUCGGCCCGAAGGGUGUGCCGCCUUGACGACGGACAACCGAGCCAUCACCUCGGCAACCGAGCAGACCCUGGCCAGAGGCAUCGGGUCGAGUUCCGGUUGGACCAAGAUUUGGUAUCCCCCAUCGCCUCGACCACAUCAUCAGGCCAUAAACAGGCUCUAUCGAAUUGCACAAUCCUGUUAAAGGCUUUCGGCUCUCCAACCCUCGAGCAGGUCGUCAAUCGGACGCCCGGAAUACUGGCCAACCCUCUUCUGACUGCCCCACACCUGGUUACCGCGUUCCCCUCGGAUGUUCGUGUUUUGCCUCUGUCUGCCGCUGUGUGUGUGCUCGUGUUUGUCAGUGCCCAGCUAUGCACGGAACAAGGCAGUUUGUCGCUGUUAGUCGGCAAACCUUUGAACGGUCACCGACGGCUGUACAAUUAA
Protopolystoma xenopodis is the source of this 639-nucleotide messenger RNA. NCBI's taxonomy places the organism in Eukaryota, Metazoa, Platyhelminthes, Monogenea, Polystomatidea, Polystomatidae. The record is from the annotation of a GenBank genome assembly.